Molecule: messenger RNA, 5338 nt
Organism: Myxocyprinus asiaticus (Chinese sucker)
Lineage: Eukaryota; Metazoa; Chordata; Actinopteri; Cypriniformes; Catostomidae
Product: ubiquitin conjugation factor E4 A-like
Exons: 20
Coding region: 1-3243 (1080 amino acids)
Biological process (GO): protein polyubiquitination
Cellular component (GO): ubiquitin ligase complex; nucleus; cytoplasm
Molecular function (GO): ubiquitin-ubiquitin ligase activity
Source: RefSeq, a predicted model, not a curated record
AUGACGUCACACUUUGAGGAAUUGACAGACCAGGGCAAUAACAAUCAAAACAUCUCACAAAACCCGUUUGCAGCUCUCUUCAGUACCCUCGCUGAUGCCAACCAGUUUGCAUCCGACCAAAAGCAACGACAUCAAGCUGAGCAACAAUAUUCUCAGGGGAGCCAGUCUGAGUCAGACAACUCUGUGUCUGACAGCACUGAUGACAAUGAUGACUCAGUGGGAGAGAUCAGUCGAUCUUUCCGCUCACGACAGGAGCUCUGUGAGCAGCUCUAUGUCAACCACAUGAUCCAGAGGAUCUUCCUCAUCACUCUAGACAACAGUGAUCCCAGUCUUCGAGGUGGUAAUGGCAUCCCACCAUGUUGCGUUUAUCUAGAGGAAAUGGCAGCCGAGCUUGAUGGCCAGGACUGGCUGAACAUGGACACCAUUGGGAAGGCUUUGUUCAACAGACUGCUUUUGCAGGAGCCAGAAAAUCAUCUAAUUUACAUGACCUCCUGCAGUGUAGUGAACCUCUCAGCAGAUCGUGAUGCUGGGGAGAAACGGGCCAUAACUUACCUUUAUGCCUGCUACCAGAGAGCUAAAGAAGAGAUCACUAAAGUCCCAGAGAAGCUGUUGUCGUAUGCUGUGUGCUGUAAAAACCUGACUGUGUCCCAUGCCUGCACGGUGCUGCUGACCCCAGAGAUCUACGUCAGUCAGAACAUUUAUGAGCAACUUUUGGACCUGUUGCUAGAGGCUGUCAGAGGAGCCCGGUUUGAGGAAGUGGUGGAGUUUUUGGAGGGGCUCAUUGCUUGUCUGUUGGCUGACCAAGAGGUGCAGACCUUCGGGGAGGUGAUGGUGCCAGUGUUUGAUAUUUUCCAAGGCCGGGUCAGAGACUUAGACCUUUGUCAGCUGAUGCUAUACUCCUACCUGGAAAUUCUCCUGUAUUUCAGUCGGCAAAAGGACAUUGCUAAGGUAUUAAUAGAGCACAUUCAACCCAAAGAUCCUAACAAUGGACUUCAGUAUCAGAAAACUCUUCAGGGAACCAUCCUGAAUAUUUCUUGUAUGCUGAAAACCCCUAGAGUGGUUGAUAACCAUGGGUUUUUCCUCAAUCCUUCUCGCUCCAGUCCACAGGAAAUGAGGGUUCAAGAGUCAGAUAUACACCAGUUUGUGGGGCAGUUUCAUGAGAAGCUCUAUCAGAUCCUGAAAAACUUGCUCCAGCAGUCCAGCAAGACUCGUCACCUGCUGCUCUCAUGGCUGGGUGGCUGCCUGCAGGCCAACAUGGGGCGGACCAUAAUCUGGGCAAACCAGAUGCCCGAGAUAUUCUUCCAAAUGUAUGCUUCUGAUGCAUUCUUCCUAAAUCUGGGAGCUGCACUGCUCAAACUCUGCCAGCCUUUUUCUCUCCCCUACUCCCCCAAACUCUUUACCUUCAACCCCAUGUACUGCUUACUGAAGGAACUGAGUGAAGAAGAGCGGCAGAACAGAAAUGUGCAUGCCAGAGGUCUGGACAAGGAGACAUGUCUGAUACCUGUGCCCCCUCAACAAACAAUUGAAUUUGCCCAAUCAUACAGCCUUCUCACAGAAAACCUCAUCCUUACACAGCUUACCAUGUACCUGGGCUUCCAUGGAUUUCAUGAUCAGAUGGUGAAGAUGAAUCAGUCUCUGCACCGGUUGCAGGGAACAUGGCGGGACACACAGCUCAGCGGUGGCCCAGCAGCGGAGCUACGUGAGCUGUUUGAAUGCCUAAUGACAAUCUAUCUCUCCAUUAAGGCUGUAACCACGCAGCCUGCCAUGCUACAAAACUGCCUCAAACUCCAAGCCUCCUGUGCUGCCCUGCUGGUUCAGCUCAGCCUGGGCAACCUGGGCCCUGAGCACAUCCCUGUCUCCUUUCCCCUGCCCACACUAGAGAACAGUCUGCUAUGCUUUGUUCCUGAGUUCUUUGCAGAAAACAUGGGUGAUUUCUUCAUAUUUCUCCGGCGCUUCGCUGAAGAGGUCUUGGAGUCAUCGGCUGAAAGCUUAGAACAUGUCCUGACCUUCAUCACUGUGUUCAUGGGCAACGCUGAGAGAAUGAAGAAUCCUCACUUGCGGGCAAAGCUGGCAGAGGUUCUUGAGGCUGUGAUGCCCCAUAUGGAGUCUGUUUCAUCUGGCACUGCCCAGCCUAUCAUGUUCCAGCGACAAAGGUUGUUCAGCUCAUAUCGGCAUGCACCUCAGCUUGCUGAAGCCCUUAUUACAGUGUUUGUGGAUAUAGAGUUCACUGGCGAUCCUCAUCAGUUUGAGCAGAAGUUUAAUUACAGGAGGCCAAUGUAUGCCAUUCUGAAGUACAUGUGGGGAGAAGAGAAUUACAGGGAGAGCAUUAAGCGGCUGGCAGAUUAUGCAUCUGAAAACCUUGAGGCCAUGAAUCCACCACUCCUCCUGAGGUUUUUGAUCCUCCUCAUGAAUGAUGCCAUCUACUUACUUGAUGAGGCUAUACAGUACCUAAGUAAGAUCAAAAUCCUCCAGCUGGAGAGGGAUUGCGGGGAGUGGGACAGUCUGGCCCCUGAUGCCCGCAGAGAGAAAGAAUCUAGUCUGCAGAUGUUGGGACAGCUGGGUUGCUUUCACAACAUAAUGUCAAAUGAGACCAUUGGCACCUUGGCUUUCCUGACAUCUGAGAUAAAAGGUCUUUUUGUUCAACCUUUUCUUGCCGAGAGGAUCAUCUCAAUGCUCAGUUACUUUUUGCAGCACCUGGUGGGCCCCAAAAUGAGUGCCCUGAAGGUGAAAGACUUCAGUGAAUUUGACUUCAAGCCUCAGCAGUUGGUGUCAGACAUUUGUACUAUUUACCUAAACCUGAGGGAUGAAGAAAAUUUCUGCACCACUGUCCCAAAAGAUGGCAGGUCAUAUUCUCCCACUCUCUUCUGCCAAACUGUCCGUGUCCUCAAGAAGAUCAACAAUCCCGGUGACAUGAUUGUAUCUUUCAGUCUCCUAGCAGAUAAAAUUAAGUUUUUGGCAGACAGGCAUCAGCAAGAGGAGGAGACCUACUCUGAUGCUCCAGAUGAAUUUCUGCAUCCUAUCAUGUCUACCUUGAUGCUUGAUCCAGUGCUGCUACCUUCUUCAAAUGUUACAGUGGUCCGCUCAACAAUAGCACGCCACUUACUAAGUGACCAGACAGACCCUUUUAACCGCAGUCCACUUACCAUGGACCAGAUCAGGCCUAAUGAAGAGCUCAAGCAACAGAUCAUGAAGUGGCUUGCUGAGCAUAAGCAAAGGAACCAGCAAAUGGGACCUAGUGGCUAAACCAUAUUACUCCCUUCCCCCAGCACCCAGGCAUGCUCUGUAUGACUAAGCCAUUCAGAUUUUUCUGACCUCUAUCAUAUAGCGCUUUGGAAAGUGAAAAUUUAACCACACGUGGAGGAACAUGUUUACAUUUAUGGUGUUAGUGUUCUCCUCAAAGGUCAAAUGCAAAUUUCCAAAUGCCAUAUCACAGUAACAUAUUAUGCUAUCUGCUCUUUCAAACUCAUUGGAGCAUCUUCUAAUGUUUCAGGUCUAUGCAGGAAAAACUUAAAUCACUAACAAUUGGAGUCACUUCUUCUGUUACAUUUUGCCUUUUCAAGUUGUUCACAGUGAGAAAUGAGGAUUGUGUGGGUUUAUAGACAGAAAACAUAUUAUUAGGUUUGCUUAUCUGUUCAGUGCAUUUGCCCACCUCUAACUUAAUUAAUAUGCUAACAAUAUUUUAUAUGCAUUGCUCAUUCAUAAACGUUUUAAGUUAGAAUAUAAACAGUGUGUUCAUGAUGCCUCAUUUGAAAAUAAAGAAGGGGUUGUGGCAGUAUUGAUUAGAAAAAUGAAUUCAAACCAGUGUUGACUGCACUGUCAUAAACUAUUUGGCUUUUUGGAAAUAUUUAGAAUUUCAGCUUUUUUAUAAUUUUUUUUUUGUUUUGUUUUUUGGGCUGGUUGGUAACUGUACCAUUUGUCAAAAUGCUUCUGUUAGAAACAUUUUAUGCUUGGAACUUAACAUAUAAUAUAACACAUUUUUAUGAGACUCAUUACGUAUACUGAGCUCUUGUUGAAAUGUUGGGAAAUACCCCUUUACAUUUUACAAGAAUCCAUUGUGUGUUUUUUAACAGUGCAAUAUGUCCCAAGUUAUGACUUAUUCGAAUGCUGAGUCAGAGCUCAAAGCCUCAGUAACCUACUCUCAUUUAGAAUUACAUCAUGUCUCUUUUGUUAACAGUUGCGAAACUGCAUGCCCUGGGUGGUUGGACCUUGCUACUGAAAUGGAUGUCUUAAAAGAUGACACUGAUAAGACGCUGGCCACUGUCCUCCCUUUUUCAUUAGAUUGAGCCAUCAAAAAGCAGUUGGGGUAGAGUACGUCUGAACUGGUUCAUUUCAGUGAGAAUUGGUUGGGUUUAAUUCAAACAAUGAAUUUGACCCCAUGAAUUCAUAAAGAAAAUAGAAUGCUCCAGGGCCUGUUGUGGUAUUUCUGCCUGUUGAGUUUUCCAUAUGCACACUUAAAUACCUUAAUGGCUCUUUUAAACAUUGAUUUAAUUUAACUGCAAUGUUUGUGUUGGACAUAGUUUUGUAAAAUAAAAUGAUUUGUUUUGGAUAAUUUUAUGGAUGGUUAUCAUUUAAAUACAUGCUAACAUGUUCCUCUUGAUUUUACAACAACCAGAUGUUCUACUAUGUUCUUCAACUGACUGGAUGAAUGGUUUAGUUAAUUGAUUGUCCUGAAAUGUUUGGUCCAACUUAAAUUGAACUACUGUAAAUAAUAGCAAAACUUGGAUUAAGGACUAAAGUUACUUUUUUUUUAUAGAUUACAUGAUUACAUAUUAACAAGGCAACGGCAGUAAAUUGUUAAUAAUUUAUUGAUCAUUUUCAUAUCAAUAUCAAUCAUAUUCUUAACCUGAAGUGCAGUAGUCUCCCGGAUGAACAUUUUGAGCAUGUGCUCCUUUUAAGUUACAACAGAAAGAUAUGCACCUCAGCUAAGGAACAGGUGAUGGACUAUUACUAAGUAGUAAAGGUUAAAAGUGUGUCAGACUUUUGAGCUGUUAGCUUUGACUUAGCAAUGUCAUUGCUGUCGAUUUCAGGUUCAUUGCUGUUUGUUCAUGUAAUAUUUCUAUUGUUUUAUGCACUUAAAAUGAACUAGAUAUGUUUUAAAUGUAUGUGCAGCAAUAUUGAACAAAGCCCAUCGCUCUACUGUUGCUGCUGAUGCAGUGGAGUCCACUGCAUGAAACGACAUAAAACUUGACACAAUUGUUCCUUGUGUGACUCGGUGGAACUCUGCUGUUUUCAGAUAUUCUGCUCUUUUAGAAUAUUCUUGCUGUUCAAACGAUAAUAUCUUGCACCUCAGCUUUGGAAUAGGUGAUGGACUAUCAGUAAGCAGUAAGGGUUAAAAGUG